AUGAAAGCAAUUGUUUAUUACGGUAAUAAGGAUAUCAGAUAUACGGAAUCUCAUCCGUUUCCAAAGAUUACCCACGAAUCUGAGGUAAAGAUUAAGGUCAAUUUUUGCGGGAUUUGUGGCUCGGACCUACAUGAAUAUUUGGAUGGGCCCAUUUUUUUUAAAGGAGAAAAGAGUGAAAUUUCGAAUAUCAGCAAGGUGCAAUGCAUGGGUCACGAAAUAAGUGGAGAGGUGAUAGAGAUCGGUUCUGCAGUUGAUAAGUUGAAAGUGGGGGAAAAGGUGGUUGUAGAAGCUAGUGGGACAUGUCUUGAUAGAUAUAGAUUUCCCAACGCACCCAAUGCAAAGAAGCCAAAUUGUUGUGCAUGUCAUGAUGACCAUCGUAAUGCGUGCGACCACAUUGGAUUUGUUGGAUUGGGGUUUAUGGAUGGUGGAUUUUCAGAUUAUUGCAUUGUGGGCCAAGAACAUGUUAUUCCAUAUCCAGAAGACUUAAUUCCUGCUGAUGUUGCAGCUAUUACGGAACCAUUGAGUGUAGCUUGGCAUGCGGUAAGAACUUCCAAUUUUCAACCCGGGCAGCUGGCAUUAGUUUUGGGUAGUGGCCCAAUUGGUUUGGCCGCUAUCAUUGCGCUCAAGGGCCAUAAAGCAGGGAAGAUCGUUGUUAGCGAGCCAGCGUUAAGCAGACGAGAGCUAGCUCAAGAGUUCGGAGCUGAAGUAAUAGACCCAAAGGACUACUCUUACGAAGAAUGUAUUAAGGCGUUGAAAGCGAUGACUGUUGAUGGUUUUGGAUUCCAUCACAGUUAUGAUUGUUCUGGACUUUCUGCGACUUUUAAUGCCUCUGUUCAUUCACUAAGGACAUUUGGUACCGCUACAAAUGUUGCCAUUUGGCCACAUAAACCAAUUGACUUCUAUCCUAUGGAUGUAACUUUCAAGGAAAAAAUUAUCACAGGCUCAAUGUGUACUACUCGACUCGAUUUUGAACAAGUAAUAGAUGCUUAUAAAGAAGGUUUAAUUAAUCCCAAAGAAGUCGAAAAGCUUAUUACUAGUAGGGUUCAUUUAGAAGAUGGCAUCGAAAAGGGCUUCAUGGAAUUAAUUAAUAACAAAGACAAGCAUAUCAAGAUUCUAAUGACCCCUGACGAAAAAUUCAAAAGAUCAAGUCCUAAUUAA
Molecule: messenger RNA, 1158 nt
Organism: Debaryomyces fabryi
Lineage: Eukaryota; Fungi; Ascomycota; Pichiomycetes; Serinales; Debaryomycetaceae
Product: 2,3-butanediol dehydrogenase
Exons: 1
Coding region: 1-1158 (385 amino acids)
Biological process (GO): butanediol biosynthetic process
Cellular component (GO): cytoplasm
Molecular function (GO): (R,R)-butanediol dehydrogenase activity; zinc ion binding
Source: RefSeq, a predicted model, not a curated record